Molecule: messenger RNA, 4471 nt
Organism: Nothobranchius furzeri (turquoise killifish)
Lineage: Eukaryota; Metazoa; Chordata; Actinopteri; Cyprinodontiformes; Nothobranchiidae
Product: gastrula zinc finger protein XlCGF57.1
Biological process (GO): regulation of gene expression
Cellular component (GO): nucleus
Source: RefSeq, a predicted model, not a curated record
GUUGCGGCUCGGCUCUGUAGGCUCACUGUGGGGUUGGUUGGCUUUGGACCGUGGUGCCAUUCUAAACGGGCCGUGAGCUCUACGGUUCCGUUUCAGCCACACGAGGACGAGCUGCGGUUCCGAAAGGCGCAGAAGAUCCGCAGAAGUACGGCUGCUUUGCUCGGUGCCGCAGUCCCGGCCAGAACCGGCGGAUAAUCCAUGCGGGGUUUCUGGUCCCGGUCCCGGUCCGCAUAUUUACGUUCUGGUUCUGCCGGAACGGUACCACCUAGGAGUUCCGACCCAGACUUUGUCCUAUAAUGAGCUGAGACGCGUUUCUGGUGAGUUUAUCCAACAUAAACGACCUUCUUCUCAUCAUGGCUAUUAAUACACAAGAAGUUCUUGCCGACCAGUUUCUCCUUCAUAAAGAAAGAAGCUCCAGUCCGGACCACAAGGAGCCAGAACCUCUGCAAAUGAAAGAUGAAGAGCAUACCUCAGAACCUCCUUUGGUUAAAGAGGAGCAGGAGGAUGAACCAACGCUUCCAAUUAUUAAGGAGGAAAUGGAGGAUACAGAACAUCCAUGGAAAAACACAGAAGAGCAGGAAGCUGCCCCUUCAGUGAAGAAAGAGGGAUGGGAGGAGCCAGCACCUCCUUUGAUUAAAGAGGAGCAGACUGAGCACAGCAUCAGUCCGGAUGAGGAGCAGCUUGUCCUGAAACAGGAGGCAGAGACCUCUAUGGUGACUGUUGAGUUUAAGGAAAGUGACCAAAGUGAGGCUGAACCGAAUGAGGACCAGCUCCCAUUGCAUCAUGGUCCUGAAGACGAGGAGCAAGACCAGGAAGCACGAAGGAGGGAUUUGGGAUUAAGCAACGCUCUUGAAACAAGUUUUGUUCAGAGACCCUGUUUAACAGGUUGUGAGCAAACUCACACAGGUGAGAAGGCCAAAGGUCACAGCACCAGUGUGAAGAGCCAGUUACCUGUAGACAGAAGGCAGACAGGUGAGAGGCCGUUCACCUGUGUGACCUGUGGGAAGAGCUUUCCUCAGAGGUACAUUCUGGUCUCGCACAUGAGAAUUCACUCAGGUGAGAGGCCUUUCACCUGCACAUCGUGUCAGAAGCGUUUCACACUAAGAAAGAACUUGGUUUGCCACAUGCGGACUCACGCGGGUGAGAAGCCCUUCCUGUGCACUACCUGUGGGAAGGGUUUCGCCCAGCAGGAUUACUUGAGGUCCCACCUGAAAACCCACUCAGGUGAGAAGCCGUUCUCAUGCACGACCUGUGGGAAAGGUUUUUCUCACCGACACAAUUUAAAUGCUCACGUGAAGAGUCACACGGGCGAGAAACCCUUUCCAUGUGCAACGUGUCACAAACACUUCAGAUUUAAGUGUGAUUUGACUCGCCACGUCAAAACUCACACGGGCGAGAAGCCUUUUGCCUGCGUGACCUGCGGGAAGGCGUUCACCCAGCAGAACCACUUACGAGGCCACGUGAGGAUUCAUACGGGCGAGAAGCCUUUUCCGUGCGUGAUCUGUGGAAAACGUUUCACACAACGACACAAACUGAAUUACCACAUGAGCACCUACACAGACCAGAAGCCCUUCCCGUGUACGAGCUGUGCCAAAAGCUUCAAACUUCAAAGCUACUUGACUCGCCACAUGAGAACCCACUCAGGUGAGAAGCCCUUCGCCUGUGGGACCUGUGGGAAAAGCUUUAGCCAGCACAUUCAGCUGAGAUACCACACAACGACUCACUCAGGCGAGAGGCCGUUCACCUGCGUGACCUGUGAUAGAAGCUUUUCUCAGAGGUACAUUCUGGUCUCUCACAUGAGAACCCACUCAGGUGAGAAGCCUUUCAGGUGUAAGGCCUGUGGAAAACCUUUCUCUCACAGACACAAUCUGACGACUCACAUGAAGAGUCACACAGACGAGAAACCGUUUUCAUGUGCAACGUGUCCCAAAAGCUUCAAGUUAAGAACCCACCUGACCCGCCACACCAGGACCCACACCGACGGGACCGUGGGGAAGGGUUCAACCAGCAGGUUUUAUUGAGGGACCACACCAGAACCCACAUACACAAGCUGUGAAGAGUUUUUCUCCACGACAUCAAUGAAUUUCUCAUACGAGCACUCACACAGGCAGCCAGCCGCGCCCAUGUAGUCUGUCCCGAGAGGUUUAAGCUGAAAACGUAUUUCACCCAGCACAUGAAGAGUCACACACACCAGAAGCUUUUGCUCUCGAAGACCUGCGGGAAGGUGGCUUACCCCAUCCCAAAGGUUAGUAGCUUUCCAAAUGUUUGACUUGUGGGAAAAGUUCCAUUGUCGGAAUCCUGGGAACUAGAAUCUGCACAGGGGAAUUCCAACAUCUGUCCCAAAAAAAAAGCAAAUGUGUCAUUAAAGAGGCUUUCAUUUGUCCAGGGAGACUUUUUCCUAAACCAAGGACAAAUACCUACAGUUGAGCUCUUGAAGAGGAAAGCUUUAUUUGUAAAAAUCACAAGGUGCAGGGUUCCCACGCAUCCUGGAAAACCUGGAAAAGGGUAGACCAAUUUUCCAGUCAUGGAAAAUGCAAAAAAAAAAAAAAGAAAAGAAAAUGUCCUGUAAAUGUUUGAGUAAUCCUGAAAAAUGAUUUUCUCUCCUUGUGAAUAAAUACAAACGAGUGGGUAUCGGGCUGUAGCUUGUUUCAUUUCUGCAUCCUUCCGGCACGGCGUCCACGUGACGCUACCAACCAAUCAAAUGGCUUAACAGUUCUGCUUCCCAGCGCGGCCAUCUGUCUGCUGCUAGGUUUACACGUUCUAUUUCGUCUAGUCUUAGCCCUUAAGCUAGCUGCUAUUGGAAGGAUGAUCUCCGCAUCAGCCAAUCAUGAAGAGCUUAAAUGUACGCCCACCAAUAGUGGGCCCCCUCGUGGUAUAUAACCGCAGUGACCCCACUGCUCACCUCCUUUUUCUCUUCAUUUAGCCGAUUUAGCGGCUCAGGAGUCCGCAGGUGCGGUGUGUGUGUCACUCACUCUGGUUACUCCAACAGGGAGCCGGCUCUGAGAGCUGUUUCUUUAGCGACCGACACAUCACUGCAUCAUUCCCUUUCCUAAUGUCCUGAAGAACGGUCCGGAGCGCAGGCGGAGUGUUUAGCUAACCUGCAGGAAAUGUUGACGACAGUUAUCCAGAAAGUAGCUAAGGGUUACCAGAGAUGUUUCUGAGGUGUUCGCUAGGUACUUUUAGGAUUUAAAAAGUCAAGAAGGGGGUCUGAGAAGCUGCUAGAAAUAGCGUCAAAGUCACCAAGUUGGCAACACUGUGGAGGAGCGCUUCAUUUGCAACUCAGGGCAGCGCAAGUGAGAGGAGCAAAUAAUCGGCUUGUUUUGUUUUUUAUAAUCGUUCAAAACUCAGAUCGUAAUCGUGAUUAAAAUUCGAUUAAUUGAGCAGCCUUAAGUAUAAUACACAGAAUAUGAAGGAUAUGAGAUCUAUGGUGUAAAAAGUCGGCCUAAUUUUUGGUGUAGUGGUUGCUACCACCGGGGCUCACUGUGUUUCAAAGUGGACAAAGCUUUAUCCAUAAGGCAUCAAUAAACAAUCACAUGAGUCCACACAGAUCAGAAGCCCUUAGCCUGUAAACUCUGUGGUCAAAGAUUUCUCCAAAAGACAACUUUAAACAGACACAUGAGAGUCCACACAGGGCUCAAUGAACUCCUUUAACUACACAAGUACCAAAAAGAUCAUUGUAGUAUCUAGAUCCUAGAUAGUAUUGCAACCCUGGUUGUUGUCCUGUACCCUAGAUCAGGGUCUCUUCCAGACCAUGAGCCACCUCUUCCUGUCCUGCAAGCCCCAUAUUGUGGCCACUAAGCUGUAAAUGUUUCCAUCAAGAGGUGGCUCAGUAUUGUUACACAAUGAUGAGCUGCUGACCUAAGGUCUCACUUUUAGAGUGUUGCUGAAAAGUGUAGAACGCCAUUUAAGGCUUAAUCCGCCUAGCCUGCUGGUGGUGGUCAGAGGGAUCGGUGUAAAGCACUUACACCCCGCUUCUCCUCCAGCUUCACUGGCUGCCAGCCAACUUCAGGGUUCAUUUCAAGAUCCUGGUUCUGGUCUAUAGGGCCUUACAUGGACAAGCACCAUCUUACAUUGGUGAUCUUAGUCCCUACACCCCCAGCAGGUCCCUGAGGUCCAGUGACCAAAGCCUACUGGUUGUGCAGCACCAGGCUAAAGGUCAAAGGUGACAGAUCAUUUGCUGCUGUGGCCCCCAGACUCUGGACCUCUCUCCCCCUGAGCCUGAGAUCAGUGGACUCAGUGGUCUCCUUUAAGAAGCAGCUGAAGACUCAGCUGUUCAGGCUGGCUUUGAGAACAGUCUCUCCUGCUUCCUAAAGCUCUUUAUUUUAUUUAGGAUCUGAACUAAUCUUAUCUAUUUAAGAGCAUUAUAACUUGUUGUGUUUCUGCCUUGCUCUCUCUUUCACACUGGAAGCUUUUAUAGAAUAUGGUCUGUUAAUCUGUUCUAUUCUGUUUUAAUAAACCUUCGCUCACCUGC